This is a messenger RNA of Caenorhabditis auriculariae, 1106 nucleotides long. The record is from the annotation of a GenBank genome assembly. NCBI's taxonomy places the organism in Eukaryota, Metazoa, Nematoda, Chromadorea, Rhabditida, Rhabditidae.
AUGUUGCGAGCGAUUUCGACUGUUUCUCGAUCCUCCAUCCGUUCCAUCGCCAUUUCGGCUCAAUCUUCGGCCGAAGCGCCUAGCAAGCACGAAGUCGAUGAACUUUUCGCGGACAAGAGCAGAUCCUCUCAGCAGAAUCAGCCUAGACGUCGUCAUGCUUUCAGGCAUCUUUUCAAAGAAUCAUUAAUUUUGAUUCUUUUUUUUUUGCAGCACAAACAAGGUAGAGCUUGUUGGAGGCGUUGCCUUGGACCCGGUUUUGCGACAGACGAAAAACAAUCGGCCGUAUCUUUUGAUGAACGUCAUAACUAAUCAUUCCUUGAAGAACACUGACGGCUCUUAUUUUGAAGAGGUUUGCAGUUUGUGUUAGAAUCUGUGUGAAAAAGCUUACCACAUUUUUUUUAAACGAAAAUAUUUUGAAGAUCCACGAAACGAGAAGCUGUUCUAUUUGCUAAUUUUUUUAAAACAUUCUAAGAUUUUUUGAGUAUCAAACCGAAAUGAUAGUUGAUUUCCAGACCGAGAGACAUGCCGUCACUUACUUUGGACCGCAGGCUGAAAACUUGUCGAAGAUCAUUCGCAAAGGUAAAUUUUUCAAAAAAUGAUGUAAAAAAGGUGAAGCGGCGUUAUAAAAAUAAUAGAACAGAGAGUAAUUUUGAAGAAGAAGUUUCCUGUAAUAUAAGGCUUUCAAGCUUUCCUUAAAACUUUCGAAAAAUUAGUUAUUUCGGUCAUUUUAGCAGUCUCCUUGAAACUCGUCCUUUGACCGACUUCUUGUUUUUCUUUCAGAGCAAUUUUCUUGCCUUUUGAAUCAAAAUUAUUUUUUUCAAUGUACUUAUUUUUUUUACAUAAUUUAAAAUCCGUUUUUGUAUAGGAAACCGAGUGAUGGUCCUUGGCAGACUCCAUUAUUCUGGCGGCAAACUUGAAGAAAGCGUAAGUUUUUUUAAUCUCUACAUUUUUUUAAAAAAAUUUGGUUUUUCCAGGGAAACCGCACCCCACGCAACACCUUCAUCCGCGCCGACACCAUCCAACAGUUGGCAAAGCGUAAUUUUGAAAGAAAAACCCUGAAAUAAAUUUUUCUUUGAAUUUCAGCACAAAACCAGGACGAGCAAUAG